Molecule: messenger RNA, 1654 nt
Organism: Rhodofomes roseus
Lineage: Eukaryota; Fungi; Basidiomycota; Agaricomycetes; Polyporales; Fomitopsidaceae
Exons: 8
Coding region: 85-1521 (478 amino acids)
Molecular function (GO): hydrolase activity, acting on carbon-nitrogen (but not peptide) bonds
Source: RefSeq, a predicted model, not a curated record
GUGGUCGUCAAGCUUCUCUCCCCUGCGAUAUAAAACACCGAGGAUAGAGCAGGAGAUGUCCAUCUGCAGUCCUACUGACGCACCAUGACGUACCUACUCAAAGGUGGUAUCAUAGCGACUUUCACGAAGGACAGCAACAAACCCUCUGUGUACGCUGCCGACGUCCUCGUCGAAGACUCAGUCAUAACACAGAUCGGCGAAAACAUUGCCGCUGACCCCAAUGUCGAAGUUAUUGAUUGCGAUGGCAAAUGGGUCACGCCCGGAAUGGUCGAUACACAUCGACAUGUUUUCACGACAGUUUUGCGUGGCGAGCAGUGCGAUUGGCUAUUGUCGGAGUACCUCGUGAAGAUGUCCAUGUUCCUGCAAGCCCGACUUACGGCAGAAGAGAUCCGGGUAGGUCAGUUGUCGGGAUGCCUCGACGCUCUCCAUUCUGGCGUCACGACCAUUCUGGACCACUUCCAUGCCGCAACAACGCCCGAACACGCCGAAGCGUCUCUCCAAGCGACGAUACAGAGCGGAGCCAGGGUGGUUUGGUGCCCUGCGCGACAGAGCGGCCCGACGCAGCUCCUUCCAACCGUCGAAUAUGGCAACGAAGAGGAGACCUGCAAGUGGCAGAUGGAGAAGCUUGCAGAAUGGGGUUCAAAGGACGGUGGAAGACUGAGUCCUGACGGACGAGUAACCUUGGGCCUAGCUUACGACAUUAUCGAAGCAGGACCCAUCAGCCCACACAAAGCAGCGCUGAGGUAUGCCCGCGAGAACAACGUCUCCAUCAUCACUGCGCACGUCGUGAAAGGCCCUCGCAUCACAACCUGGCGCGACGCUGGCCUGCUCGGUCCGGAUGUCGUGUUCUCGCAUUGCAAUUGCCUCUACGACCGUACGGAUCCCGAUGACGAGAUGUGGGAAGCCAUGAAGGAGAACGAGUGCGCGAUCGCGUCGACACCGGUUGACGAGCUCGGUAUGGCGCACGGGAACCCGGUUGCUAUAGAAGCUGUACAACGAGGGGUCAAGUGCGGCCUAGGUGCGGACUGCCUGUCCAUCAACGGUGGAGACAUCUUCGCACAGAUGCGGAUGGCCCUACAAUUUGCGAGAGGCCGUGGCCACGAGAUAAUCGAGCGAGAGGGUCAUGCGGGGCCGAAAUCCAACAAACACCUCUGCGCUGACGCAUUCCGCCUUGCGACACUGGGCGGGGCGGAAGCUCUGAACCUCGACGACAAGAUCGGAACCAUCGAGGUGGGAAAGAAAGCCGACAUGGUGGUGUUCGACACGGAUUCCGCGAACCUCGCGGGGAUCGACGACCCUAUCUCUGGUAUAACCUUCCAUGCGUCCAACGCAGACGUGGAGCUCGUGAUGGUCAACGGCGAAAUCGUGAAGCGGGACGGAAAGCUCACAAAGGUGCCCUGGGGACCGGUCGCGCGGGAGCUGAAGCAGAAGGCGCGCGAGGUCCGCGAACGCUUCCCGCGAGAGAAGCUGGAGGAGUUAUGGAGCGAGUGGUAUGAGGCUUGUGGAGCACCCAGACUUUGAAUGGAUUGGUCUUCUUGCAGUACCUUCGUAUGCUACAUGACGGAUCGGAAUGUAUUAGUGUGAUAACGCAUUCGUUCAUGACCGACAUCUCCAUGCAACCUCAGGGCCUCAUGCAUAUUGCCUAGUCACAGAC